Messenger RNA from Ruditapes philippinarum (Manila clam), 1181 nucleotides. Its product is annotated as aquaporin-11-like. Gene Ontology annotation, molecular function: channel activity. The record is from RefSeq and is a predicted model, not a curated record. The transcript is spliced from 3 exons. Lineage: Eukaryota; Metazoa; Mollusca; Bivalvia; Venerida; Veneridae. Gene Ontology annotation, cellular component: cytoplasm. The coding region runs from base 151 to 1047 and encodes 298 amino acids.
UUCAAACUGAUAAUAUAGGGUGCACUAUUUAGUACGUUACUUAAAUAUGCAAACUAAAAUCAACAUGUUUAGUGUAUAAACAGUGUCAUAUCAUCAGUAAUCAUUGGAUUUAUUAAUUAAAGAUCUGGUCAGUGCUAACUCGUUGGAACAAUGCUAACUUUAAUCAAUUUGCAAGACGUCCUUUUGGCAGACCACAAUAAAUCAUGGUUACCCCAUGUAAUAGAAAUGCUUGUUUAUUUAAUGGUCAUCUUCUUCAUCGGAUGGUCACUGUACCACGUGACUAGACUAAUUUUACCGGACAACAUCUCCGAAUACGCCUUUGACUUUGUGAAAACCAUGACAAUAUGUGCUUAUUCGCUUGGGAUGAUUCUUGUGCGGAUAAACUUCGGAGAUAUUUGGUUUAUUCUAGUACUGGUUCCCCUCAUAAUAUUAACAGUGAUAAUGAUCCCUGGAGAAGCAACUCCUGUCACAAUUUGGGUGCAAUAUUUUCACAAUCGACUUAGUUUAUUGCUGGCUGUUGUUAAAACAGUAAUAUUAAUGACAGCCGGUGUAGCUGCUUUCUGGAUAGGAAUUUUAGUUUUAAAAUCAAAACUGCAUAAUGUAAUAUUCGGUUUCAAUUACUCGACGAAUCUUCCAUCUACCUGCUCGUCGGCACUUAAUGUCCCUCUUUAUCAAGGGUUUAUGUUAGAGAUGAUAGCUGUUAUGUACGAUUCAUGGUUUGUUGUGCAAAAACUUUCACCGAACUUGUUGUUAGAUGCCGCUUUUAAAGUAACUAACACGGGAUUGCUAGUCAUUGCAGGUUCACACUUAACAGGUAUGUUUAUGCAUCCACCAAAAGCAUCAGGUCUUACAUUCGGAUGUGGACAGACUUCAAACAUCAACCAUAUUAUUGUGUAUUGGAUUGGGCCGUUGGCCGGGGCUUGGUUAAGCUCGAAACUACAGAAACGUCUUCAUUUGUCAUGGAGCACAAAUGACGUAGCACCAGUAAUGGGUCAUAAGUCACCUGAUAAAAAGAUAAAGCAGAAUAAGAAGAGACAUUAUGAAUAGAAAUGAGGGUGAAAUUACAUAACAUAACAAUAUAUACAGAUAUAAACAAAAAAGCGUCUUAUAGUAUUCAUUAAUAGCGUCAAUCACAGACUAAAUAAUAGGUAUACAUUUAUUGUUACGUGCACUUUAUAUAC